GAGGUAGAGACAUAGGGCAGAAGACUAUCGAGAGAGGGAGUGGGGUCAAGAGAGACAGAUGAAACCUGAAAAGAGAGGUACCGGGUCAAGAGUAGAGAAAUACGGUCGUGUGGUCCAACUCUCAGCCGCAUUUUAACGAAGUUUUUAAAAAAUGUGACAACUUUUCCAAAUGCAAAAAAUGUGACAACUUUUCCAAAUGCAUUUUUAGGCAUCAUCGUGUCGCGCGACGUGCGAAUUCAGCCACGCCAAGCGGACCCUUAAGCUAGAAUUCAUACUUGAUAAAAUUAAUAAAACUAAAGCUCAAAAUGAGUGGAGUUAACUCAAAUCGACUGGUUUACAGCGCCCCCGCCCUCUUGCCAUUGGAAGCCGUCAGGAACAAAGGUGUGAGCGUGUGAGAAGUGGAUGAGGGGGUAAAGCACUCCGACCACUCAAUCGUCCAAAACAUAUAUCAAAAUGCUCCUUCUUUCUCCCUCCACCCUCCUCUUCCAACUCCAUGACUUCUCCCUCCUCCCCUUUCCUCUCCGUUUCCCGAUCCAAUGCCUCUUCUAUCCCCGUCCCAACACCCUCCCCACUCUCCUUUCGCCAACCACCCACCACCAUCUCCAUUUUCCAUCCCUGCCAACAUCCCGCUAUUCUCCCCCACCUCAAACUCCACUACCCCAACUCUCUCCUGCGUAACUUCCUCUCCCCAUCCGCAUCCGCUUCCUCCCUCGCUUCCGCCGAGGACGACGAUACCCCCAAACUUUCGGACAACAAUGAUCUCCCGGAGAUGGCGAAGGCUUUAGGAAUCUCCUCCCGGCUGGCUUACGGGGCUUGCUCUUGCUUAGUCCUGGCAGGCCUGAGCGUACCCUUUGUGAUGCGAUCGGUGUCGUCCGCGGCGAGCACGAAGAUUAGGGUUCUGUCCUAUGUGACUCUGCUAUCCGGGUUCUACAUGGCGUGGAACAUUGGAGCUAAUGAUGUGGCCAACGCGAUGGGCACGUCGGUGGGCUCCGGGGCGCUCUCGCUUUUGCAGGCGGUAGUGAUCGCUGCUGUGCUGGAGUUUUUUGGAGCGUUCUUGAUGGGGACUCAUGUGACGAGCACUAUGCAGAAUGGCAUCCUUGUGGCGUCGGUGUUUCAGGGAAAGGAUUCGUUGCUUUUUGCUGGGCUUCUUGGGUCGUUGGCUGCUUCGGGUACUUGGCUGCAGGUGGCUUCCUUCUAUGGCUGGCCUGUUUCCACUACACACUGUAUAGUAGGUGCCAUGGUUGGUUUCGGUAUUGUCUACGGUGGCAUCGGAGCUGUUUUCUGGAGUUCGCUCGCACGAGUAACUUCAUCAUGGGUUAUAUCCCCUAUCAUGGGUGCUGCAGCAUCAUUCCUUGUUUAUAAAUGCAUCCGCAGGUUUGUGUACAGUGCUGACAAUCCAGGCCAGGCUGCGGCAGCUUCCGCACCAGUUGUUGUUUUCCUCGGCGUUGCAGGAAUCUCCUUCGCCGCUUUCCCACUCAGCAAACUCCUUCCAAUUGCUCUUCUUCAAGCAUUAGCCUGUGGAGUCAUUGGCGCGCUCAUCGUUAGCCGAAUCAUACACAAACAACUCGGCCUCCUCCUGAGCUCCGAAGCCGAGAAGCCGUCGCCGAAACACAAACCUCAUCUGGAAAACAUCGGGUUUUUAUCCGACAUCGCUGGCCCAACAGGAGCUCAGUUGGAGAUCGUCUACGGCGUCUUUGGCUACAUGCAGGUCCUUUCUGCUUGCUUCAUGUCCUUCGCUCAUGGAGGUAACGACGUCUCCAAUGCCAUUGGUCCGCUUGCCGCUGCUCUAUCGAUUCUCCAAGGCGGAAUCAUGGGGAAUGAGAUAGUCAUCCCCAAAGAUGUCUUAGCUUGGGGGGGAUUUGGAAUAGUUGCAGGGCUCAUGAUGUGGGGAUAUAGAGUUAUAGCCACCAUAGGAAAGAAGAUCACCGAGUUGACACCUACCAGAGGUUUUGCGGCUGAGUUCGCCGCCGCUUCGGUGGUUCUCUUGGCGUCGAAGCUCGGCUUGCCGAUUUCCGCCACCCACACGCUCGUCGGUGCGGUCAUGGGGGUGGGGUUUGCUCGUGGCUUGAAUAGCGUUAGAGUUGAGACGGUGCGUGAGAUUAUCGCCAGUUGGGUGGUCACUAUUCCGGUUGGAGCCUUCUUGUCUGUGAUUUACACUUUGGUUCUCACCAAGCUUUUGCCAAACUCCAUUUGAGGAGAAAAAUUUGCAUUCGUAAGACGAACACAGCACUGCGUACGUCAUGGAGGUUAUUCAUAGGGUAUUGGGGGGUUAUAUCCUCGUUAUACCCCCUGUAACAUAUCUGUAACCUAUUUUUACCCUCUAGUAAGUUUCACGCUUCUGUUUUCAUAUAUUUGUAGGUUACAAGGGGUAUACCGCGGAUAUAACCUCCAAAUACCCACAAAUUUUUCUCCCAUUUGAGAUGAGUUUAGGUUGCCAUUAAUUUUGUUGUGAAGGACAAAAUUAUCUUCUUUAAGCAGUAUGUCGAAGGAAGAGAGAAGACAACUGCUUGAUCACUUGUGAUGUUCAGAGAAAUUUUAUCUGGAGCAAAAAAAAAAGGGAAAUCAUUUGGGCGAGAAACAAACAGUUCUGCUUGAUAAUUUUUUGGUUUGUGUGUGUUUAUUUGAGUUUUCUGUAUAACUGAUGUAAAUGAUAAAUUUCUGGAGAGUUAAGAGUGGGGUGGCCGUUGGAGAGCUCCAUGUACUGCAAAUAUUUUUUUGAUGUUCAUGUAAUCUGAAUCUGAAUUUUUCCCAUGAUAUAUUUACUAAACACUAUG
Molecule: messenger RNA, 2774 nt
Organism: Phalaenopsis equestris
Lineage: Eukaryota; Viridiplantae; Streptophyta; Magnoliopsida; Asparagales; Orchidaceae
Product: inorganic phosphate transporter 2-1, chloroplastic
Exons: 4
Coding region: 494-2194 (566 amino acids)
Biological process (GO): phosphate ion transmembrane transport
Cellular component (GO): membrane
Molecular function (GO): phosphate transmembrane transporter activity
Source: RefSeq, a predicted model, not a curated record